AUGGCAUUUAGUGUGCUACUUCUUCGAAAUAUGGUCAGCCCUGGCGAAAUUGACACUGAGCUCGAGAACGAGGUAGCCGUAGAAUGUUCUCAAUACGGUCGCGUUCAACAGGUUUUACUGCAUGAAUACUUUGAUCGUCAGUUCGCUCGCCCUGAAGUCAAUGUUUUCGUCGUAUUCCCCGAUGCAGGACUGACGGCAGUACAGGCGGCCGUAAGCAACUUGCAUGGACGUUACUUCGCUGGCAGACGCAUCUCUGCGCAAGCCUACGAUCCAGCUGCUUUUUUUGCCAGGCAAUUAGAAGGAUAA
Molecule: messenger RNA, 306 nt
Organism: Protopolystoma xenopodis
Lineage: Eukaryota; Metazoa; Platyhelminthes; Monogenea; Polystomatidea; Polystomatidae
Source: the annotation of a GenBank genome assembly